This is a messenger RNA of Periconia digitata, 1753 nucleotides long. Lineage: Eukaryota; Fungi; Ascomycota; Dothideomycetes; Pleosporales; Periconiaceae. The record is from the annotation of a GenBank genome assembly.
GAUGACUGGGUCGAACUCUGGCUUUCGCAUGGUUGGAGAAACCCUGUGGUCAAAUAUACCGACAAUCAUUAUUGUUCUCCCAUUCCUACUCUAUCUCCUGUAUUGGGCAGCACUGCCAAAACCAAUCCCCGGAAUCCCAUACAACAAGAAUUCUGCAAAGAGACUACUAGGAGAUGUGCCUGAGUUCGUCAAGGAGAAGGAUGGGCUUCGGUUUUGGAUGCGCGACCAAUUCACUGUGCACAAUUCGCCCGUCGUCCAAAUCUUCACGGCGCCCUUCAAAAGACCAUGGGUACUUGUUUCAGACUUUCGAGAAUCGCAGGACAUGACCGUGCGACGCGGGUCUGAGUUUGAUAGAAGUGGGUUGACAUAUGAUAGCUUCGGGGCGCUGGCCCCCAACAGUUACAUUUGCAAAAGAACCGAUGAACCGAUGUACAAGCAUAACAGAUCACUACUCAAAGAUCUUAUGACGGCACCCUUUCUCAAUCAGAUUUCAGCGCCUGAGAUCUACGAGAAAUCGUGCGCACUUCUCGAUUUAUGGUGCGUGAAGACAAAUAAAGCAGAAGGUCGACCAUUCCAAGCAGACAAUGACGUUCAUCUUGCAGCGUUAGACGUGAUGAUGGCCGUGACAUUUGACUUCCCACAGUCUGACACAAUGGUUCUGAAACAGAUUAACCAAAUCAAAGAUCAAAUCCAACCCCUAAAAUUAUCCGACGGAUCGGUCGAGUUUCCGCACGUGGAUCUAGAUCCGGAAUUAUAUGCAUGGUUGUAUCUUACGCGAAGCAUUGGUGUGGGAUUCCAAUCGCCUGUUCCAGCGUUUGCGCACUGGUGGUACCUCCAGAGUAGGAAGAGCCGAAACAUGAUCAGACUCAAGGAUGGUAUGUGUCACCGAAACAUCAAAGCGUCAGUGGAGAGAAUGUCCGACACGCGAGCGGACAAGAAGAACAUGCGGUGUGCUGUUGAUCAGAUCCUCCUUCAAGAAAAAUCCCAGGCAGAGAAACGUGGAGUGGAACCGAGUUACAACAAAAAGGCCAUCUAUGACGAGCUUUUCAUUUAUAUUGUGGGAGGGUAUGAUACAACUUCGAUAACCUUGACAUGGUUUACCAAAUACAUCGCCGUCCACCAAGACUACCAAACGAGACUCCGCAAUGAAAUCCGAUCUUUCCACACCACGGCACUCGCCGAAGACCGUUUACCAUCUGUCAAAGAAAUAGUAAACUCCCACAUUCCAUACCUGGAAGCUUUUAUCGAAGAGACCAUGCGUUGCAGUCACAUCGUUCCCGCGGUGAUACGCGAAACAGUCGCCGAUUCCCCAGUUCUCGGUCACAUGGUCCCGAAAGGUACGCACCUCUGGUUAUUCUCCAGCGGACCGAGCUUCAUGAAACCGGCGUUCGACAUUAACGAAGACGUUCGUUCUGAAACCUCACGACAAAAUAAAGACCGAGUGGGGACGUGGAGCCCUGAAGAUAUCUACAAAUUUAUGCCCCAGCGAUGGCUGAAGAAAAAGGUAGAUGAUGAUGGAGAACAUGAAGUGUUUGACUUUAAUGCUGGUCCACAUAUGGCAUUUGGUCAUGGGCCGAGAUCAUGCUUUGGUCGGAGGCUUGCGUAUUUAGAAACUCGUAUUGUGGUGACGCUGCUGGUUUGGAAGUUCCAGUUCUUGCAGGCUGGUGAUGCUUUGGAUGACUUGACUCCGAUAGAUACGUUCAUGGUACGACCCAGGAAGUCUUAUGUGCGACUCAAGGAGGUAGUGCCAUAG